Messenger RNA from Odobenus rosmarus divergens (Pacific walrus), 2841 nucleotides. RefSeq names its product diacylglycerol kinase, theta 110kDa (gene DGKQ). The transcript is spliced from 23 exons. Gene Ontology annotation, biological process: intracellular signal transduction; lipid phosphorylation; diacylglycerol metabolic process. The record is from RefSeq and is a predicted model, not a curated record. The coding region runs from base 1 to 2841 and encodes 946 amino acids. Gene Ontology annotation, molecular function: ATP-dependent diacylglycerol kinase activity. NCBI's taxonomy places the organism in Eukaryota, Metazoa, Chordata, Mammalia, Carnivora, Odobenidae.
AUGGCGGCGGCGGCCGAGCCCCGGGCCCGUGCCUGGCUCGGCGGUAGCUCGCCGCGCCCGGGCAGCCCGGCCUCCAGCCCCGAGCUAGGCGGCAGAGGCCGCGCGGGGCCGGGGCCGGGGCCGGGGCUGGGGUCUUGUCCGGAGCGGGCGGGCGCCAGGCCCCCAGGCCCCGCCGCGUCUGGCCACAGCUUCCGGAAGGUGACGCUCACCAAGCCCACCUUCUGCCACCUCUGCUCCGACUUCAUCUGGGGGUUGGCCGGCUUCCUGUGCGACGUCUGCAACUUCAUGUCCCACGAGAAGUGCCUGAAGCAUGUGAAGACCCCCUGUGCGGGUGUGGCCCCUAGCCUGGUCCGGGUCCCCACGGCCCACUGCUUCGGCCCGCGGGGUCUCUACAAGCGCAAGUUCUGCGCUGUGUGCCGCAAGACCCUGGAGGCCCCUGCGCUCCGCUGUGAAGUGUGUGAGCUGCACGUUCACCCCGACUGUGUGCCCUUCGCCUGCAGCGACUGCCGCCAGUGCCACGGGGACGGGCACCGGGACCACGACACGCACCACCACCACUGGCGGGAGGGGAACCUGCCCUCCGGUGCGCGCUGCGAGGUCUGCAGGAAGACGUGCGGCUCCUCCGAUGUGCUGGCGGGUGUGCGCUGCGAGUGGUGCGGCGUGCAGGCCCACUCAGUCUGCUCCGCGGCGCUCGCCCCGGAGUGCUCGUUUGGGCGCUUGCGCACCAUGGUCCUGCCUCCGGCGUGCGUGCGCCUGCUGUCCCGAAACUUCAGUAAAAUGCACUGUUUCCGCAUCUCUGAGAGCGCGGCCCCAGAGCCAGGUGAGGGGGACGAUGGUGCGGACGGAAGUAGCCCCACUGGCCUGGGCAGAGAGGUGCUGGCCCCGGAGUCCAGCAAACAGACCCUGAAGAUCUUUGACGGCAACGAUGCUCUGCAGAGAAACCACUUUCGAGUCAUCACUGUGCCCCGCCUGGCCAGGAGCGAGGAGGUCCUGGAGGCAGCUCUCCGGGCUUACUAUGUCACGGAGGACCCUCGAGACUUUGAGCUGCAGGCGCUCCCCCUGCCUGUGCACGCUGCGGACACGGGGGCUCGAGGCAAGACCCGGGCUGGUGGGAGUGCAGAGGGGGAGGACAGCAGAGGCCCUGGAUCCCGAGAGGCUGCACCCGAGGCCUGGAUCAUCCGCGCUCUGCCCCGCACCCAGGAGGUCCUGAGGAUCUACCCUGCCUGGCUCAAGGUGGGCGUGGCCUACGUGUCUAUCCGUGUGACCCCACAGAGCAUUGCCCGGACCGUGGUGCUGGAGGUUCUGCCGCUGCUUGGACGUCAGGCCGAGGGUCCUGAGAGCUUCCAGCUGGUGGAGGUGCUCAUGGGUAGCAGGCAAGUCCAGCGGACGGUGCUGGAGGACGAAGAGCCCUUGCUUGCCCGGCUUCAUGACAUCCGGCAGACGUCCCUGCGGCAGAUGACCCAGGUGCGGUUCUACGUGGCUGAGAGCAGAGUUGUGGUCCCCCACGUCUCCCUGUAUGUUGCUGGCCUGCCUCCCGGCCUGUCUGCCCAGGAGUAUGGCAGCCUGCUGGAGGAGGCUGUGGCCACCAAAGCUGGCCUGGUGUCCGUGAGCCACGUCUACUCUUCCCAAGGUGCAGUGGUGCUGGACGUGGCCUGCUUCGCAGAGGCUGAGCGACUGUACAUGCUGGUCAGGGACACAGCUGUGCACGGCCGGCCACUGACUGCCCUGGUGCUCCCAGACGUGUUGCACACGAAGCUGCCCCCAGACUCCUGCCCCCUCCUCGUGUUUGUGAACCCCAAGAGUGGAGGCCUCAAGGGCCGUGACCUGCUCUGUAGUUUUCGGAAGCUGCUGAACCCUCACCAGGUCUUUGAACUGACCAACGGGGGGCCUCUUCCUGGGUUCCAUGUGUUCUCUCAGGUGCCCUGCUUCCGGGUGCUGGUGUGCGGUGGGGACGGCACCGUGGGCUGGGUGCUCGCCGCCCUGGAGGAGAUGCGGCACCGUCUGGCCUGCCCGGAGCCUUCCGUGGCCAUCUUGCCGCUGGGCACAGGGAAUGACCUUGGCCGGGUCCUCCGCUGGGGGGCGGGCUACAGUGGAGAGGACCCAUUCUCUGUGCUGAUGUCGGUGGAUGAGGCUGAUGCUGUGCUCAUGGACCGCUGGACCAUUCUGCUGGAUGCUCAUGAGGCUGGCGGUGCAGAGAACAGCGUGGCAGAUGUGGAGCCCCCCAAGAUCGUGCAGAUGAGUAACUACUGUGGGAUUGGCAUCGACGCAGAGCUAAGCCUGGACUUCCACCAGGCACGGGAGGAGGAGCCGGGCAAGUUCACGAGCAGGUUCCACAACAAGGGCGUGUACGUGCGAGUUGGGCUGCAGAAGAUCAGCCACUCCCGCGGCUUGCACAGAGAGAUCCGGCUGCAGGUGGAGCAGCAGGAAGUAGAGUUGCCAAGCAUCGAGGGUCUCAUCUUCAUCAACAUCCCCAGCUGGGGCUCGGGGGCCGAUCUGUGGGGCUCCGACAGUGACUCAAGGUUCGAGAAGCCACGCAUGGAUGACGGGCUGCUAGAGGUGGUGGGAGUGACAGGCGUCAUGCACAUGGGCCAGGUCCAGGGUGGGCUGCGCUCUGGCAUCCGCAUCGCCCAGGGCUCCUACUUCCGCGUCACUCUCCUCAAGGCCACACCUGUGCAGGUGGAUGGCGAGCCCUGGAUUCAGGCUCCUGGGCACAUGAUCAUCUCAGCUGCGGGCCCCAAGGUCCACAUGCUCAGGAAGACCAAGCAGAAGCCCAGGAAGGCAGGGACCCCCAAGGAUGCCCGAGCAGAUGGGGUGCCUGUCCCCGAAGGGGACCCCAAGUAG